Messenger RNA from Neocloeon triangulifer, 2418 nucleotides. It is a transcript of the gene dx, whose product is annotated as protein deltex. Gene Ontology annotation, biological process: protein ubiquitination; Notch signaling pathway. The record is from RefSeq and is a predicted model, not a curated record. Gene Ontology annotation, cellular component: nucleoplasm. Bases 253 to 2016 code for a protein of 587 amino acids. Gene Ontology annotation, molecular function: ubiquitin protein ligase activity; zinc ion binding. Lineage: Eukaryota; Metazoa; Arthropoda; Insecta; Ephemeroptera; Baetidae. The transcript is spliced from 11 exons.
UGUUUUCUUUUGUUUAAUUUGUUUGAAGUUUGAUUUUUCAUCGUCCUCUCCCUUCAAUACAAAAUCCCUAACAACAAAACGACGCCUUUAAAUGACAGAGUGACAGAAUUCUUUUCGCUCUGUUGCCAUUGCAACUGAUAAUUUUCUCAAUCGAAUGAUGAUUCGUGGCCUAUGACUCUUCUUACAUCAGACGCGAAGGGAGUUUAUGGUUUUCGUUAAAUAACGCAAGUCGGCAAACUAGAGAAGAUCGCUAUGUCUCAAAAUCCUGUCGUUGUCGUUUGGGAGUGGGAAAACAGGCAUGGGCAAUGGAGACCCUACAGCCCUGAGGUCACACAACACCUGGAGAGAGCAAACAGCAAGAAUCUGACCAGGGUCAUCCUCAAAGAUGCAGACCCCAUGCUGGACAAGUUCUACGUGAAUUUAAGCCAGAUGCUCCAGUGUUCUGAUGCUCACAGUAUGCCUCAUAGGGUGCGUCGAAGCCUCUUCCUUGGCAAUUCUUUGGCAGGAAAAGGCGCAAAAUGGGAAUGGGAGGGAGAUGGGACUGAUUGGCACACUUACGACAUGGAUGUGCAGACUUCAAUCGAGGAAGCUUGGUCUAAGGGGAUUAUGCAAAUCAACAUUGGCAACAUCUUUCCCUAUUAUCCUUACACUAUUGACUUCAGGAACUUCACACAAAUCAGGAAUGGCUCCGGCUUUGUGAGAAAGGUCAAGAGGGUGCAACAACCUGCCUACCCGAUGACCAAGGUCACUCCUGAAGAGAUGAAGCAGAUUGUUUCCAACCACAAUCGCAUCACUACUGGAUCCAAGUAUGCAACAAGAUCCCAGACUAGCAAAGGUAGUUCCAGCAAUGGAAGUGCUAUUGGUGCAAGCUCAAGCCGUGCAAGUGGCUCUGCCUCUACAGGUGCGACCAAGAAGUCAACCACUAAGAGCAACAAGUCUGCCAAGAAGAGUGGAAAAUCUGAUGGAAAUGAGAAACCCACUGUUGUUCAGAGAGUGACUAGUCUAUUCAGUGGAAGCAAGAACUCAAGUUCCAGCAGCUCCUCGGCUGCAGCCACUGCAUCUUCCUCUGCUUUACCCUCUGCGGCACCACCAUUGCCUUCCAGGGUCAGAGUCCUCACUUCCUGCGUGUCUGCUGGAGAUACAAGUAUGGACUAUGUUUUGGAUGCUGAUUCAAGCAGCACCAAAAGUGGCAGGCGCCACAGUAUUGACACAGUGUCCACCUACCUCAGCCAAGACUCUGGAGAGCCCUCUGCUAGCUCAAGAAGGCCCAUUGAUAGUGACGAUGAAGUCUUCGGAGCAUCCCCACACUACAAUAACUCCAAGAGACACAAGAAUUUGGCUGAGAUAUUUGGAGUUGAUGAGGCAGUGAGCCAAAACCUGAAGUGCACCUACAGUGCUGUCGACGGCCAGUGUCCCGUGUGCUUGAUGGAGCUGAGCGACGAUUCAGAUGAUUCUGACGGAGUAGUCAUUCUAUGUCUCUGCCAACAUGCUCUCCACGUCCCUUGCCUGCAGGCGUUGAUUCAAAACCAAAGCUCUCAAGCCAAGGGCAAGUACUUGCAGUGCCCCUUGUGUAUGAUGAUAUAUGGCCAGAAAACAGGCAACCAACCCAAUGGAGGUAAUAUGACUUGGAAGCAAAUUUCUUACUCUCUGCCAGGUCAUGCUGAUGUUGGAACAAUUCAGAUUACCUACAAUUUCCAAGGUGGCAUUCAAGGACCUGAACACCCUUCCGAGGGAAAACCUUAUUAUGCUGUUGGUUUCCCUCGAGUCUGCUACAUUCCUGCCUCUGAACUUGGAUUUAAGGUUUUGGGCUUGCUAAAAGUUGCCUUUGAUCGUCGCUUGAUUUUCACUAUUGGACGAUCUACUACAACAGGUAUUGAGGAUGUCAUUGUUUGGAACGACAUUCACCACAAGACUGAGCUACGACAGCAAGUCCAUGGCUACCCUGAUCCGCACUACCUGGAAAAUACUCUCCUUGAGCUGGCAGCUCACGGGGUCUUUGAAACUGAUAAAUCCUAAGGUGUAGCUUUGCUAACAGCAUCAAAUAUUGUGCCAUUGGUCUACUUGUAGUGCACAAAAUGAAAUUAACUUUGUUUUUUUUGGUCACAAUUAACUUAGCUGUGCUAUAUUUCUUGUGAAGAUUUUCUUUCCAAAUUAUAGAUUUCGUUGUUUCAGAAUUAAUUUCAUUAAAAUGGAUCAUGGACCUGUAAUAUCGAAUAGGAGAGUACAUAUUGAUUCAAAUGUUUGAUAACUGAUAUUUUCUUUAAAGAGAUUUGCUGAUGCUAAAAGCUUGCCAUAUAAUCUAUGAAAAUCUAAAAGUAUAGAGAUUUAUAUAAAGUAUUUUAAUUUUUAUUACAAAAUACAAAAUAAAAUUUUAUGAUCACAAAAGAGUUUGUCAAAGAAUUAAAGAAUAAAUAAAUA